Camelina sativa (false flax) is the source of this 1743-nucleotide messenger RNA. RefSeq names its product tryptophan aminotransferase-related protein 2-like. Gene Ontology annotation, biological process: amino acid metabolic process. Gene Ontology annotation, molecular function: carbon-sulfur lyase activity; transaminase activity. The record is from RefSeq and is a predicted model, not a curated record. Lineage: Eukaryota; Viridiplantae; Streptophyta; Magnoliopsida; Brassicales; Brassicaceae.
GUAAUUGAGUUAAGUAUGAGUUAUAUAAUCUAAUUAGGUUCAUAAUUCAAUAUAAACACAUGUUACAUAGGACACCUUUAUCUCUUGAGAUUCUUCAAAGGUUAUUUUAAUCUCUUUCAAAAAUUCAUAACUUUGAAUUUAUCAGCCAAAAAAGGUUCAGUCUCGUUGGACAGCACUUGCUUGCCUUUGAUAAAAUGAGAUUCUAUAAGUUUCAUUUUUUUAUAAAGAAGUCUUUUUCCAGCUAUCCCACCUCUGCUCUUCUUCUUUCAAGCAUUUGCAUCUUUUUGUUUCCUAGCUUUCUUGUUUUAGUUUGGAGAGAAAAUGGAACAGAUUCCGAGGUUCCUGUCUUGGAGGAAUAUGUUGGUCCUCUCGUUGGCCGUGAACUUCAGCUUGAUUCUAAAGAUCUUGAAAGGUGAAAAAGAACGAGGAGAUUCUUGGGACAGAACGGUGUAUUCUAGCAUAUGGCCUGUGGUAUCCACCACGGCUUUAGGAUCUUCUUCUUUGUUGUCUUCAGCAUCUUGCAACUAUAGCAAGAUCGAAGAAGACGACGACAGAAUUAUCAACCUUAAACUUGGCGAUCCAACGGUGUAUGAGAGAUACUGGCAGGAAAUGGGAGAUGUGACAACAAUGGUGAUACCUGGAUGGCAAUCUCUCAGUUAUUUUUCUGACAACAACAACCUUUGUUGGUUUCUUGAACCAGAGCUUGGCAAAGAGAUCGUGAGGGUGCAUAAGAUUGUUGGGAAUGCUGUAACGCAAGACCGUUUCAUUGUUGUUGGCACUGGCUCGACACAGUUGUAUCAGGCUGCUCUCUAUGCUCUCUCCCCACAUGAUGACUCUGGUCCUAUUAAUGUCGUCUCAGCUGCACCUUAUUAUAGUUCAUACCCUUUGAUUACUGACUGCCUUAAAUCGGGUUUAUAUCGAUGGGGCGGAGAUGCAAUGACAUACAAGGAAGAAGGUCCAUACAUUGAACUUGUUACAUCUCCAAACAACCCUGAUGGGUUCUUGAGAGAACCGGUAGUAAACAGUAGUAAAGGUAUAUUGAUCCAUGAUUUGGCUUACUACUGGCCGCAGUAUACGCCAAUAACAUCAGCAGCUGAUCACGAUGUAAUGCUCUUCACUGCUUCAAAGAGCACUGGCCAUGCAGGGAUGCGCAUUGGAUGGGCUUUGGUGAAAGACAGAGAGACAGCUAGGAAAAUGACAGAGUACAUUGAACUCAACACGAUUGGGGUCUCAAAGGACUCGCAGCUUAGAGUAGCCAAGGUUCUAAAGGCUGUGUCAGACAGCUGUGGGAAUGAAACGGCUAAAUCCUUCUUUGAACACAGUUAUGAUGCUAUGUAUGAGAGGUGGAAGCUAUUGAAACAAGCAGCGAAGGACACUAAACGUUUUACCGUUCCUGAUUUCGUCUCUCAACGCUGCAAUUUCUUUGGCAAGGUCUUUGAGUUACAACCAGCUUUUGCAUGGUUUAAGUGUGAAGAAGGGAUUGUGGAUUGUGAGAAGUUUCUAAGAGAAGAAAAGAAGAUUUUAACGAAAAGUGGAAAGCACUUCGGCGAUGACCAAAGUUAUGUGAGGAUAAGCAUGUUGGAUAGAGAUACUAACUUUAAUAUUUUCCUUCACAGGGUUUCAGUUUCUUCUAAUUCAACUUUGUAAUUGUAAGUGCAAUUGUGCAUGUGAUGAUGCUCUGUGCAACAAGUGUUUUCUCAAUAUGAUUGGAAAUUUGAAUAAUGUGAAGAUCAAUUAGACCAA